Molecule: messenger RNA, 1794 nt
Organism: Aureobasidium melanogenum CBS 110374
Lineage: Eukaryota; Fungi; Ascomycota; Dothideomycetes; Dothideales; Saccotheciaceae
Exons: 3
Biological process (GO): mating projection tip cell wall disassembly
Molecular function (GO): glucan endo-1,3-alpha-glucosidase activity
Source: RefSeq, a predicted model, not a curated record
CAAGCAAAAGCAGUCUUCGCUCAUUUCAUGGUGGGAAAUGUCAACUCUUGGACUACAUCAGACUGGCAGAGAGACAUCCGUCUAGCCCAAGACUCCCACAUUGAUGCAUUCGCUCUGAAUAUUGCGAACAAUGGCGGCUAUGCUAGCCAAAUCGCCAAUGCAUUCUCAGCAGCCAACUCGCUUGGCUUCAAGCUCUUCUUCUCUUUUGACUACGCUGCACAAGGCGCAUUCGCUCAACAGGACGUGACCAACCUAAUCACUCAGUAUCAUUCUAAUAAUGCAUACUAUAAGUACAACGGCAAGCCAUUUGUGUCUACUUUCGAAGGCCCUGGAAGCUCUGGUGAUUGGAACGCGAUCAAGUCUCAGACUGGGUGCUUCUUCAUUCCCGACUGGUCGUCACUGGGUGCCCAAGCUGCCAUCAGUCGUGGUGUUGCGGAUGGGUUGUUCAGCUGGCAAGCAUGGCCUUCCGGCCCAAAUGACAUGACUCUGGCGCCAGACAACUCGUACAAAGAUGCUCUCAAUGGCAAGCCCUACAUGAUGCCUGUCUCCCCUUGGUUCUUCACAAAUCUACCCGGUUAUGGCAAGAAUUGGUUAUGGCGUGGUGAUGAUCUAUGGUUCGAUCGCUGGAACCAGGUCAUGAUUGUCCAACCUGAUUUCGUCGAGAUCCUGACUUGGAAUGACUGGGGCGAGUCGCACUAUAUUGGCCCUUUGGACGAUAGGCAAUGGGGUCUGUUUGGCUCUGGCAAUGGUAAUGCGCCUUAUAAUUACGCUCAAGACAUGCUUCACGAUGGCUGGCGACUCUUCCUCCCUUACGUCAUUGACACGUACAAAAAUGGGAAGGCGUCUAUCUCAGCUGAGGGUCUUGUGUCAUGGUAUAGAAAAUCACCAGGUGCAGCAUGCGCAGGUGGAGGCACCACUGGCAACUCAGCAAGCCAGGGUCAGCAGGAAUAUCCACCAGCUCAAGUCGCACAAGAUAAAGUCUUCUUCUCUGCCUUACUUACAUCUCACGCCGAUGUUACUGUCACUAUUGGCAGUACGACACAGGCUGGAACUUGGAAAAACAUUCCGAGCGGCGGUUCAGGCAUCUACCAUGGUAGCGUCCCAUUCAAAGGCCGCGGAGCUGUGUCUGUCAAGAUCUCCAGAAAUGGCAAGCUCAUCAUGCAGAUGAAUGGAGAAUCGAUUACUGACAGCUGCACCGAUAACAUCGAGAACUGGAACGCAUGGGUUGGCAGUGCUAGUGCUACGGGCUCUGGAUCUGGACCCGGUGGUGUAUCCACUGCCAACUCGUUCUGCGUUGCAGGAACUGGAGAGGGGAACCUGGCUGGACUCUGCAGUUUUUCCUGCAACUAUGGAUUCUGUCCUUCAAGUGCUUGUACAUGUACUCGGAAAGGACGUCAAAUCAAUGCCCCUACUGCAUCGAACACUCUUGGUUUCCCUGUGGCCGGCCAGGAUAUUGCUCUCUACAGUGGUCUUUGUGAGUACGCCUGCAGCCACGGCUAUUGCCCUUCGGGCGCUUGCACUUCUGAUCCGUCAAAGGCAGCCAAUGGCGAUGAAUCUUUCUGUACUGGUGGUAGCGGAAGCGGAAACCUGGCCGGACUUUGCAGCUUCUCGUGCAACUAUGGAUUCUGCCCUAGUAAUGCUUGUACCUGCACUAAAAGAGGAAGUCAAAUCAACUCUCCUGCUACAUCUAAUACUCUGGGUUUCCCAAUCGCUGGCCAGAAUGCGGCUCAGUACAGUGGGCUGUGCGAGUUCGCUUGCAGUCAUGGCUAUUGUCCCUCAGGAGCUUGCACCUCU